AUGGCCAGUCUCCUACGACGAGCACACAGCUAUGUCGCACCAACAGAUACUGUCGACCACCUCGUCAUAGGCGGCGGCGUUGUCGGCAUGGCUAUUGCGCGCGAACUGGCUAAGAUAGCACCGACUUUCGUCAUCGAGCGGAAUGAGAACACUGGAAUGGAGACAAGCAAUCGCGGCUCUUGGGUCGUCCACUCAGGCAUAUAUUAUCCGGAGGAGGCUCACAAGACCAAGCUGUGCAUCCGAGGGCGGCAGCUGUUAUACAAAUAUUGUCUGGCGAACGAUGUGCCUCAUCGCAAAGUCGGCAAAUUGAUCAUUGCUACGUCCGGAGAACAAGUUGCGCAUCUCGACAAGCUACACGAGAAAGGCAAGAGGCUAGGCAUCCCACUUCAGAUGCUCUCUGGCGCCGAGGCGCGAGAGCUCGAGCCGGAUCUCUCUCCGAACUGUCAAGGCGCGCUACACAGCCCCGAGACGGGCAUCGUAGACGGGCGCAAGCUCAUAGAUGCGCUCCACGCCGAUGUCAUUGCUGCUGCCGAGCGGUAUCCUGGCGGCGGUGGCGAGGUCUUGACGAACCAUAGAGUCGUACGCAUAGACCGACAUGCGAGCGAAACCAGCAGUAGCAAACGAGGUAAGGAACAUCAACAAUACGUUGUACAGAUCCAGACAGGAGCAAAUCCGUCCGAUAACAUGUCAAACGGGGAGACCUCGGCGGUUUUAGCGAAAUGUGUCAUCAACGCAGCAGGUUUAAGUGCCCACCAUAUAAUGUCGCAUCUGAGGCCGCCAGACGAUCCGCAGCCUAUACACUACUGCAAAGGAUCGUAUUUUGCUUAUCAAGGCGAAGGCGCAAAGCAUGUCCGCCGGCUGCUCUAUCCUUGUCCAGAUCCCGACUUUGCCGGUCUCGGCACGCAUCUCACCAUGAAUCUCGAUGGCAACAUCCGCUUUGGUCCCGAUACAGAAUGGCUCAAGGCCCCGAACGAUGCGAUACAGGCUUCAGAGUCCGAUUGGUGGCAGGAACAUCUAGCGCCGACUGAGUCACGGAUGGCCGAAGCGAUCCAGGCUGUCAAGACUUAUCUGCCCAAUGUGGUAGACAGCGGCUUCUCGCCAGAUUGUGCGCUCUUACUCUCUAUUCGUAACAAGCUAAACAUCGAGACAGAUGCGGGUAUCCGGCCCAAGCUCAAGCCGGAAGGACAAGCGGCAGACGACUUUUCAAUCACGCAUCCAUACCCCAAUUUCAUCAAUCUGCUCGGCAUCGAAUCACCCGGCCUCACGAGCUCUCUGGCGAUUGCCGAGUACGUUCGGGACCUCGUCAAACGAGAAGUCUGGGGUCUUGGCCGCAGUCAUGGCAAAGUCAUCAGCGGCGCCGGUAGGCUCGACGAGCAAGCAAGCGCUUGGGCUUGA
Messenger RNA from Mixia osmundae IAM 14324, 1395 nucleotides. RefSeq lists its product as uncharacterized. The record is from RefSeq and is a predicted model, not a curated record. NCBI's taxonomy places the organism in Eukaryota, Fungi, Basidiomycota, Mixiomycetes, Mixiales, Mixiaceae. Gene Ontology annotation, cellular component: mitochondrion. The transcript is spliced from 4 exons. Gene Ontology annotation, molecular function: (S)-2-hydroxy-acid oxidase activity; (S)-2-hydroxyglutarate dehydrogenase activity. Bases 1 to 1395 code for a protein of 464 amino acids.